AUGGCCACUACCGGAACUCUCCAGCGCCUCUCGGCCGCGGCCCUGGCCGAGCUCAUCCUCGCCGAGCAGAACCCCUCCAACCCCGCGGUAGCGAUUAUAGACGUGCGGGAUGACGACCACAUCGGCGGCCACAUCAAGGGCUCCCAGAACAUCCCGUCCGGCCGUCUCGACGCCAUGCUGCCGACCCUUGUCCGUCAGCUGCAGGACAGGCAGACCGUCGUCUUUCACUGCGCGCUCUCACAGCAGCGGGGCCCGGGGGCCGCGCUGAGGUAUAUCCGCGAGCGGGAGCGCAUGUUCCCCAGCAGUGGCCAGGCUGCCUCGAGCAAUACCGACGAGCAGAAGGACGGAGAGAAGAAAGAGACACAGGUCGUGCAGAGGGUCUACGUAUUGGAUCGUGGAUUCGUGGGCUGGCAGGAGGUGCAUGGCGAGGACGAGAGGUUGACCACGGGAUAUCGCAAAGAUCUCUGGCAGGACGGCUAUUGGGGUUGA
Molecule: messenger RNA, 489 nt
Organism: Phialemonium atrogriseum
Lineage: Eukaryota; Fungi; Ascomycota; Sordariomycetes; Cephalothecales; Cephalothecaceae
Product: arsenate reductase 2.1
Exons: 2
Coding region: 1-489 (162 amino acids)
Cellular component (GO): nucleus; cytoplasm
Molecular function (GO): protein tyrosine phosphatase activity
Source: RefSeq, a predicted model, not a curated record